Messenger RNA from Teleopsis dalmanni, 1464 nucleotides. Its product is annotated as Golgi pH regulator-like. The record is from RefSeq and is a predicted model, not a curated record. The transcript has 7 exons. Gene Ontology annotation, biological process: intracellular pH reduction. The coding region runs from base 77 to 1441 and encodes 454 amino acids. Gene Ontology annotation, cellular component: Golgi cisterna membrane. Gene Ontology annotation, molecular function: voltage-gated monoatomic anion channel activity. NCBI's taxonomy places the organism in Eukaryota, Metazoa, Arthropoda, Insecta, Diptera, Diopsidae.
UCGUUUUGUAAAUAAUGAAAUUAUUUAAAGAAAUAAAAUAAACAAUUAGAGAAAAUCAAUAACAAAAAAAUACGCGAUGGCGUUUUUAGAAGACUGCAUUAUAGUGUUCGUUUCACAGGUUCUUUUUUUUGCUGGUGGUUGGAUAUUUUUUCACAAGCAACUUUUUAAGAAUUAUGAAAUUCGUCACAUAUCCGUGCAAUUAAUAUUUUCAAUUACAUUUGCCUUAUCCAUAACAAUGUUUGAGUUGAUUAUUUUCGAAAUUCUGGGUGUGCUGGAAUCAAGUUCAAGAUAUUUUCAUUGGCGUUUAGGUUUAACGCUUUUACUACUGAUGGUCAUAGCAGUUAUUCCACUUUAUAUAUUAUAUUCUGUAAUACAUAGCAUUUCGUUUGUUUCUGACAAAUGGGUGCGAAUAAUCACUAUGAUAUGUUGGUUCGCGUUUCUUUAUGGUCUUUGGAAAAUUGGUGAUCCAUUCCCAUUGCUAAGUGUUUCUCAUGGCAUAUUUACAAUAGAGCAAGGUGUUUCACGUAUAGGCGUGAUUGGUGUUACUGUUAUGGCCAUACUUUCAGGAUUUGGUGCAGUUAAUUGUCCAUAUCAAAGCAUGACAUAUUUUAUAAAGCCUGUGUCCCAAAGCGACGUCAUAAAUUUAGAACGACGACUAGCGUUGACCGUGGAUAUGAUAACUGGCAAAAAGAAACGCAUUGCAUUGGAAAUGCAUAAACGCAAUAAAAGCAAUCAAAGCAAACCGCGUAUAUGGACAUUUCUGAGUUCGGCAGUAAAUCGUGUAGAUAUUGGUGGGGAAAAUAUAAAUCAGCUACGUAUGGAAAUAUAUGGCUUGGAGGAGUUAUUACGACAACUGUUUCUAGAAAUAAACUCAUUAAAAAAUAUGCAGGAACGGCAAAAAUGGUCUCAAACUUUGCAGGGAAAAUAUUUCAAUGUUAUUGGACAUUUUUUCAGUGUUUAUUGUCUUUGGAAAAUUUUUAUAUGUACUGUAAAUAUAAUUUUUGAUCGCGUCGGUAGAAAAGAUCCAGUAACACGUGGCCUCGAGAUAGCAGUACAUUGGUGUGGUUUUGAUAUCGAUUUGGCAUUUUGGAAUCAGCAUAUAUCUUUUUUACUUGUUGGCUGUAUUGUUGUUACAUCCAUACGUGGCCUUUUGCUUACUUUAACAAAGUUUUUUUAUAGAAUAUCAUCCAGUAAAUCAUCAAAUAUUAUCGUUUUAAUAUUAGCACAAAUUAUGGGCAUGUAUUUUUGCUCAUCAGUACUUUUGAUGCGAAUGAAUAUGCCUGCAGAAUAUCGUGUGAUUAUUACUGAAGUACUUGGUAGUUUGCAUUUCAAUUUUUAUCAUCGUUGGUUUGAUGUGAUAUUUUUAGUGAGCGCCAUAACAACAAUUCUGGUAUUGUAUGUAUCUCAAAAACCAGGAAACUAUGAUUCCACUAUAGACUAAUAGCUAAUUAAUGUAUAUAAUUA